Molecule: messenger RNA, 3815 nt
Organism: Prionailurus viverrinus (fishing cat)
Lineage: Eukaryota; Metazoa; Chordata; Mammalia; Carnivora; Felidae
Gene: OSBPL7
Product: oxysterol binding protein like 7
Exons: 23
Coding region: 235-2880 (881 amino acids)
Cellular component (GO): perinuclear endoplasmic reticulum; intracellular membrane-bounded organelle; plasma membrane
Molecular function (GO): cholesterol binding
Source: RefSeq, a predicted model, not a curated record
GGGGAGGCUCCGACGUCUCCUUCCUUCCUGGUUCCUGCAGCAGCUGCUGCCACUGCUAGGCUCCGUGAGGAGGGAGCGGGCGACUCGGAGACGGUGACUCAGAGGCGGAGAGGCGCGCGCGGGCCAAGGAGCACUGGCGUCCAUGGACCCUGGGGGUCCCCUCAGGACAAGGUGACAUCCUUCUCCUUCCACCCUGCUCUACCUUCUCAGCAGGGAGUGGCUGCUCCCAUCUCCAUGGACUUCCAGGAGAGGGUCCCUAACUCCUUGGCCGAGAGCAUUCAGUCUGCAAAGCCCAGCAGUGCCUUGCAGGCCUCUGAGCUGUGGGAGGUAGAGGAGGAGCCUCGGGGCAGGCUGGGAGCAGAGGGUAUCAUGCCCGAGAGGCAGGAAGGCCACCUGCUCAAGAAAAGGAAGUGGCCUCUGAAGGGCUGGCACAAGAGAUACUUUGUGCUCGAGGAUGGAGUCCUUCACUAUGCAACGACGCGGCAAGAGAUCACCAAGGGGAAGCUUCAUGGCUCCAUUGACGUCCGACUGUCUGUUAUGUCCAUCAACAAAAAGGCCCAGCGCAUUGACCUUGACACUGAAGACAACAUCUACCACCUCAAGAUCAAAUCCCAGGACCUGUUCCAGAGCUGGGUGGCCCAGCUUCGUGCCCACCGCCUAGCCCAGCGCCUAGACAUGCCCCGAGGCUCGCUGCCCAGCACCACUCACCGGAAGGCUCCUGGUGCCCAGCUUCCAGCAGCAGGCAGUGCUUCGGCUCUCCCUGGGGUCGGACCUCGGGAGAAGGUGUCUUCCUGGCUGAGGGACAGUGAUGGGCUAGACCGCUGCUCUCAUGAGCUCUCUGAGUGUCAGGGGAAGCUCCAGGAACUACACAGACUCCUCCAGAGCCUGGAGUCCCUGCACCGGAUCCCCUCGGCCCCUGUUAUCCCCACGCACCAGGCCUCAGUGACAACUGAGAGACCCAAGAAGGGGAAACGGACCAGCCGCAUGUGGUGCACACAGAGUUUCGCCAAGGACGACACCAUCGGACGGGUUGGUCGUCUCCACGGCUCUGUUCCCAACCUGUCUCGCUACCUGGAGUCCCGGGACCCCUCAGGCCCCCGCGGGCUGCCACCUCCAGACUAUGCCCACCUGCAGCGUACUUUCUGGGCCCUGGCCCAGAAGGUGCACAAUUCCCUCAGCAGUGUCCUGGCUGCCCUCACUGCUGAAUGGGACCGACUGCGGGACCUGCACCAGGGUUCAGAGCUGUCGCGGAUGGGGGUCUCUGAGGCCUCAGCUGGCCCGAGGCGCCUCCACUCGCUCUCCGUCUCCUCGGACACCACUGCAGACUCCUUCAGCUCCCUCAACCCUGAGGAGCAAGAAGCCCUGUACAUGAAGGGGCGGGGGCUGACCCCCCAGCUGUCCCAGAGCAGCGUCCUGUCCCUUGCUGAUUCCCACACAGAGUUCUUUGAUGCCUGUGAGGUUCUCCUCUCUGCCAGCUCUUCUGAGAAUGAGGGCUCAGAGGAGGAGGAGUCGUGCACCAGUGAAAUCACCACCAGCCUGUCUGAGGAGGUGCUGGACCUCAGGGGAGCUGAGCGCUACCAGAAAGGGGCGUGUGUUCCAGGGAGAGCUGCGGGGCCACCCCGUCGCCGCUGCCUGCCAGCGGCCAGCGGGCCAGGGGCUGAUGUGAGCUUGUGGAACAUACUUCGGAACAACAUCGGCAAGGACCUGUCCAAGGUGUCCAUGCCUGUGCAGCUCAACGAGCCGCUCAACACUCUGCAGCGGCUCUGCGAGGAGCUGGAGUACAGCAGCCUCCUGGACCAGGCCAGCCGCGUGGCGGACCCCUGCGAGCGCAUGGUGUACAUCGCAGCCUUUGCGGUCUCUGCCUACUCGUCCACGUACCACCGAGCAGGCUGUAAGCCCUUCAACCCCGUCCUGGGGGAGACCUACGAGUGUGAGCGGCCUGACCGAGGCUUCCGCUUCAUCAGUGAGCAGGUCUCCCACCACCCCCCCAUCUCGGCAUGCCAUGCGGAGUCUGAGAACUUCAUCUUCUGGCAAGACAUGAAGUGGAAGAACAAGUUUUGGGGCAAAUCCCUGGAGAUUGUGCCUGUGGGGACCGUCAAUGUCAGCCUGCCCAGAGGCAGAACCAGGACCGCAGUGUUCCUUCCACAGACCCACAUGACGGGCAUCCUGGCUCAGGGUGGCAUUUGUUCCCGGGGCCAGCCAGCUGCCCUCCCCUGCUCUGUCUCUCUCAGAUUUGGGGACCACUUUGAGUGGAAUAAGGUGACGUCCUGCAUUCACAACAUUCUGAGUGGCCAGCGCUGGAUCGAGCACUAUGGGGAGGUGCUCAUCCGGAACACGCAGGACAGCUCCUGUCACUGCAAGAUCACCUUCUGCAAGGCCAAGUACUGGAGCUCCAACGUCCACGAGGUGCAGGGGGCCGUGUUCAGCCGGAGCGGCCGUGUCCUCCACCGACUCUCCGGGAAGUGGCACGAGGGGCUAUACCGGGGAUCCCUGCCCGGCGGUCAGUGCAUCUGGAAACCCAACUCCAUGCCCCCAGACCACGAGCGAAACUUCGGCUUCACUCAGUUUGCCUUGGAGCUGAAUGAGCUGACGGCAGAGCUGAAACGGUCCCUGCCUUCCACGGACACGCGGCUCCGGCCAGACCAGAGGUACUUGGAGGAGGGGAACAUACAGGCCGCUGAAGCCCAGAAGAGAAGGAUCGAGCAGCUUCAGCGGGACAGGCGCAGAGUGAUGGAGGAGAACAACAUCGUCCACCAGGCUCGCUUCUUCAGGCGGCAGACAGACAGCAGUGGGAAGGAGUGGUGGGUGACCAACAACACGUACUGGAGGCUGCGGGCCGAGCCGGGAUACGGGAACCUGGAUGGGGCCGUGCUCUGGUAGCCCUGGCCCUCAGGGGGGCAGGAGGCUCAGGUUCCUCCCUCCUGCCUCUACCUCCCACGGACACACGGGUGAGGCCAGGCUUCCCCACUCACCGCCCUGGAGACCAAGGGGGCAGCCCUGGCUUUGUCCCCUCUGCCGGCCGGAGGGGCUGCAUCCCGGCCCACCGCCCACCCCCUGUUUGGGGUGGGAAGCAGGAUUCGUGCUUCCCCAGUCUUGUUUUCCCAGACAACCAGCAUGUAAGACCCUUCUUGUUCUGUCAUUCCCCUUCUGUCCCCUUUGGGGUACUUGGGGGAGACUCCAGGCUCUCCAGGAUCUGUUCCCCAUUUAGUGCCUUCCUAGGACACAGGGGACCCCUUGAUGCUCCCCAGGCUUCCUAUGCCCAGGGCUCUGGCCCCGGCUGUGCGGUUGGAGUGAACGAAGGAGAAGAGAUGGCCUUUUCUCCCACCCCCUGUCCGUCCCAUCCCUCUCCAGCAUCUUCUCCCCCGUGCCCCGGCUCAGCGGGGCUCCCUUUGCUCGGUCCUUGGCAAGCUCUCCCAUCCUCCUGGAUCCCCGUCUCCCAAACUGCAAAACGCCUGCAGCUUCUGGCUCCUUCGGCCCUGGUCCUCAAGCGGAAGGGAACUUCAGUCACAGCUCGGCAGGUCCCCGCUGUGUGGACAAGACCCGUCCAAGAGGCGGGGAGCGAACUGAGCCGGCAGGGUGCCUGGCCUCAGACCCCCUGGGAGUGAGUGAGCACGCGUGAGAGUGUGAGUUUGUGUAGGAGUGUGUGCAUGUGUGCGUGUGCCCGUGUACUGCUUGCAGGCGAGCAGGGUUCCCAAUGUAGCCCGAUGGCCCCUGCUGGGGGCCCGCCACUGUUGCUCAUUUUCGCACAGUCUGCCUCUGAUUAAGGUGAAUCGCAGUGACAUUCCAAGCUCCAAUAAAGACAACCCCGAACUUGG